Messenger RNA from Scylla paramamosain (green mud crab), 3260 nucleotides. RefSeq lists its product as uncharacterized. The transcript is spliced from 2 exons. The coding region runs from base 972 to 2702 and encodes 576 amino acids. The record is from RefSeq and is a predicted model, not a curated record. NCBI's taxonomy places the organism in Eukaryota, Metazoa, Arthropoda, Malacostraca, Decapoda, Portunidae.
ACUCUAGACAAUUACCGGCAAUACAAACAACAUGCUCUUAGGGCCAUAGGGUGUGUGUGUGCAUUUGUGUGACGCCGUGGAGGGAACCCCAAGCUAGUGUGUGGAAUCUUUUAUUUCAAGUUGCAGACUAGUUGGCCUGCAAGGCUUUAACCAUGAGUUAGGUUUAGAUGAGACAAGGCAAAUUUAGUUUGGUUAGGUGUGCAAAAAAUAGGAGUCGUUAUGUAAUCCUGUAAACAAUGAAAUCAGUUACAUAAAAUAUGUGGUUCCAUUGCAUAGAAUAUAUUAGUAAUUCCAGACAUUGUCCUUGAUAACUUUUUAUACAAUUCUUAACCAUUUCUCUCCAUACUCCCUAAAAGCCAGUCUUUAUCAGCAGUUACUGUACCAUUCAUUGAAGAACUUCCUGACCAAAAGAUUUCCCUGUAAAGUGAGCUCUGAGCAUUCAUUUGGCUUGGUGGUAUUUUUGCAACACCCACCACUUACAUCACCUCCCACAGCUGAUCAGCCACUCUUACUUGGACUGGCAGCAUUCACUCCAUCACCAGGCAUUACGAUGCAGGUGCAAGCACUUCACAGGGAUUGGCACAGUAGUGGAGUGCGAGGCAAGAAGGACAUGGAAAGACUGUGCACAGUACAGGUGUAUAUUUCAUAACUAGAGAACAGGGCACAGUUAUCUCAUGAUAUACAGGACACUACAGGCAAGAAAACUCACACUAGGUAGAGCACAGAGUCUUAAGCGCAUGGCACACACUGCCCACAUACACCCACAGCACAAAGUCAUUUGGAUGUUCAUGCAGAACACACACAAAGGAAGGCACAACCAGAAUUGCAAGGCAUGGCUCAUGAAUUGCAGCUCAACAAGAAGGCUCUGAAGAUGUAAUGAAGAGUAAUGAAGAGUCCUCCUCUCACUUGCACUUCCCAGCAGCUGGUACACUUUUAUAGCCACAGGACAUCUUCAUGCAGUCCUUCCUCAGAUGGCACAUUUUUCAUCUGUUGAGAGCUGUCAUAAGGAUAACACUUGUGGACAGGCAAUAUCUACUUCAGAGAUAAAGAAUGAGCCAGAGAAUGAAUGGUUCAGUGAUAGUACAGACAGUGCAGAUGAACCACACACAAAAAUAUGCCGAUGGGAACAAGAAACUAGUGACCAUAGCUGGGGCUUCCUUCCCAUCCCUGGAAAAUUCUUACAGUUAGAUCAGAUUAUUGACAUUCUCAGAAGCACUGACAAAGUCCUUGAGUCAGUGCCCCCUGGUGAGAAAAACAAUGUAUUCUUUGUUUUAGAAGACUCAAAAAAUGCUCUAAGGAAAAGAAUGAAAAUGAAAACUGAUUACCAUGAUGACUGUGGUGUGUGGGACAGUCAGAAGGGAAAGACUGCAAAUACUUACAUUGCAUUCUGUGAUGGAAGUCUUAAAACUGUGUCUUUGAAGGAUGGCCUUUUCUGUAGCGAGAGUCGUAAGAGAGGAGUGUCACACUGGAUUCCACUUAACCCACAGCCUGAUCAGGACUCAAUGGUGAAGGUGCAUCGCUACUAUACCACCCUGAAAGGUGAUGAUAAUUACAGGAGACGCAUCACCUGUGUGUCUGGUGGAGAGUUUCCUGACCGUGUGGUUGUGGAGUAUUCUGGAAUUCGAACUAGUCCCAUCACCAUUCAUGGAAACUCAAAAUCUGCCAGAGAGUACAUGCGCACCAAUCCAAGACUGCUAGAGAGGAUGAAUGAGGAGGUGAAAAACAAAUCAACUAAACAAGUUUAUGAGGAAAUGCUAAGGGACAGUAAGCUAGGCAUUCCAAAGAGUCUCAAACAAGUGGCUGAUGCAAAAUAUCGGGCAUCCAGGAAGGUGCAGCAGGAGAAGGUGGUAAAAGUUGCUGGUGAGAAUCUUGAUUUUCUGACAAUGCUGGAGGAGAACCCAAGUGUCCAGGAAGUGAUCCACCGGAAAGACUUACCUUCAUGUGUCAUUUUGCACAGUGGUGAUCAGCUAGGGGACAUGAAGAGGAACUUGGAAAAUGAAAGUAUAAUGGGAGUAGACUGCACUUAUAAGGUCGGUGAUUGUUACAUCACCAUGACAGUGUACCGGAACUCUAGAGAUCUGCAUGAGGAGACGCUUGAGCCACUCCUGUACCUUGGGCCUGUGCUUCUUCAUUGGGAUGUGGAAUUAAGGACGUAUGUCUCUUUCUUUUCAUAUCUGAUGAGUGUCUUAGGUGAUAUGGAGCCUACUUUUGAAGUUAAAUUAGGAGAUGAAAUAGAGUUAGCUGUUUUUGAUGCAUUGGAGAAUUGUUUCCCAUCAUCAGUGCUUAUGUUGAACUGCCAGUGCCUAGAGGAAAGUGUAAGUAGAAAGCUCCCUUUUAUCCUGGGUGAUAAACCACAAGAGUGCUCCAUGAUUUUACAGAAAAUAUUUGGUUCAGAAGGCAUUGUCAGCAGUCCUAGUAUGUUAGAUUUUGAAGACAGAGUGUCAAACCUGAGGAGUUGUUUUGAGGAAUUUCCUAAUUUCAAAAGUUAUUUCGACGAGCUGCAGCCAUUUUUGUAUUCAUAUGUGUGUGAGCCACUACAGAGAGGCAUCUCACAGAAGUUGUGGGCAAAGAGCAAUGAUGAAAUUCUAAGUGGCCUUUUAAAACUAACUCUGCGGCAGAAACACCACAAAUUACCUGACCUUGUAGAGAAGAUCUGCACUGUGAGUAGACUGCAAAUGUUGGAUGUAGAGAGUGUGACAUGAAAACAGAAGUGCCUAUGGUGGGGGUGUCCUGAAGGCUGGUGCCUCACUGCAGCACUGCUUGAGUGCCUUAGCACAUGCUGCAGAAGAGUGCACUAGAUUAUUAAGGACUUCUAAAAAUAUCUAAAAUUUAAAAUUUCAACCUGAUCACAAAAUAAAUCUUAAUAUAUUAAAUAAACAAUACAUACAUACCUGUAAAAGGUCAUAGUAUUGAUUUUUUUUACCAAUAUACAUACUUCCUAAAAUUCAUGAGCAAAUUAGUGUUUGUUUAUAUGAAAUUAUAAAAAUUUAGAGGCAUGACAUAAGGGAGAAUGAAUGCUUAAAGAAUGACAGAAGCAGGUGGUUUUAUGGGCUGUAGAGGAGUAACAGACUGGUAAAAAUCAGAAGAUAAGCCUGAUAAAAUGUGUAGAUAUUAUUCAUGAGUAAUGUACAGGUUAAUUUUGUGCAAGACUUGAAGCUAAACUUAAUCAUAAGAAAUCUUCAUAGAUAUUUUUCUAUUUUGUAAAAAUGUUACACUAUAUUUGUUUAUAUAAUAUACAAUAAUAUAUAAGUAAAAUUACA